Gongylonema pulchrum is the source of this 429-nucleotide messenger RNA. NCBI's taxonomy places the organism in Eukaryota, Metazoa, Nematoda, Chromadorea, Rhabditida, Gongylonematidae. The record is from the annotation of a GenBank genome assembly.
AUGCUGCGAUUUGCAGAUCAAGAUGAGGGUAAUUAUGAUACGUACGUACGUACGCGAACAGAACUUCUAGAGAACCAGAUGAAGCGUUACAAAUGGGAACAGGAUCAGCUACAGCACAUGAAGGUUGGUGAUACUUUUGACAUCUUACCAGUCCAGAUUUGCCGGGUGAAACAAUUUUAUUUCUUUGAUCCGGGUACAAUUCCACCACCAGUUAUUAUGGUGCAACAUGUGUCUUUCCAGUAUAAUAAGAAUACUCCACUGAUUUACAAAGAUCUCGAUUUUGGUAUUGAUCUCGAUACGCGUAUUGCUCUGGUUGGCCCGAAUGGGGCCGGCAAAUCGACGUUGCUGAAACUGAUAUCGGGUGAUGUUAUGCCAUCAAAUGGCUUAAUAAGACGGCAUUCGCAUUGCAAAAUCGGGCGCUAUCAUCAA